AUGAAGCGUAUUGAGAAGGGACCCGUGCGUGGUAUUUCCAUCAAGCUCCAAGAAGAGGAACGUGAGAGGAGAGACAACUACAUGCCCGAGAUCUCUGCUGUCGAUGCCUCCGUGAUCGGCCAACUUAAAGUUGAUCCUGACACGAAACACAUGUUGGAAUCAAUGCGUUUCGGCUACCUGUACUGGUCCUCAUCAGAUUCUUGCUUAUGUAGCGCGCUGUCGCCAUCAAUGAAAGCCAGAGCCGAAGCAGUUGCCCCGAGGCGGCCUUUGCCUGUUUCUUUUGCGGUUCUAUGA
Messenger RNA from Ostertagia ostertagi, 294 nucleotides. The record is from the annotation of a GenBank genome assembly. Lineage: Eukaryota; Metazoa; Nematoda; Chromadorea; Rhabditida; Trichostrongylidae.